AAAAUGUGCAAAACCUCUGGUAAUUUAUCGGUUAACCAGUAAUAGAUUUUUUUGUUACCAAAUUACCAAAUAAAUUAAAAAGUUGAAAAUGAAGGUGCUGGGUUUAAUAUUUCAUUUUAUUUGUUUUAUUUCAGUGAGUUACGGAUUCUAUUUUUUUGAUUUGUUUACAUCAGUGGAUGUAAAUAAAGUAAAUGGAGUAACCUUAGUUGCUGGACCAGAAAAUGGAACUUUAGCCAGUUUAUUUAACGAAAAAACAGAAUCUAUUAAACUUUCUAGUAGUGUUUCAAAUGAAUUUGCAUACAUUUUGCACACUGUUUCUACAUCUAAUGAUAUAACAUUUGCUACUCAAUUUAAAAUAACUGUUACUCCUGAUCCUGAAAAUAGAGAUGGUCAGCAGUUCAUGUCAAUUUUUACUUUAUUACAAACUAAUCUAGAAAAUAUUUGGUUUACAAUUGGAUUUAAGUUUGUUCAAACCAAGAAACAAGUUGAGAAUGUUGUGAUUCAAGGUGAGAAAAAGCAGUAUGUUUACAUAGGAAGAUGGAAAGAUAAAGGUAAAGAUAAAGUAGUUACAGAAGUGGAGGUUGUUAAACCACAUUCAAUUAAAACAAAUGUAUGGCAAACAUUAAUGGUUCGUAUCCGCAAUAAUCAAGUCACAGUUAGUAUUGACUGUAAAGAAGUUGCAACUCAAAAAAUGGACGCAUUAACAGAGACUUACAUAUUGAAAGGUUUUUUAACAUUAACUCAAAUAACUGAAAUAGUUGGUUUUGGAAAUGAAGAAGUGACUCAAAGAUUCUUAGGAGCAUUAUACAAUCCGCAAAUAUACAAUGGUAAUGAUGCUUAUGAAUACUAUAAUCCAUGCACUUCAGAUAGUUCACCAUCAUUUGUUCCAUCAGAGCCACGACCACAAGACUAUAACCCUGCUAAGUUUAAUCGUUUUGCCAAAAUGGUUGCUAGUGCUGAUGCACCUGUAGUGAUCAUAUGCAAAGAUGGUGAAACAAAUAGACUUAGUGGUGAAACAUGGAAAAAACCAGAUGACAGUUGCUACCAAUUGAAAUGCAGUAAUGGAGUUAUAAUAUCCACUUACGUCUGUCCAAUUUGCAAGCUUCAGACAAAAAGUUACUUAAGUGGAGAAAAAUUUAUUUCUCCUGAUGAUAAAUGUAUAUUGCAAACUUGCCAGGAUGGUGAUAUGGUGGCUGAAAAAAUUACUUGUAAUCCACUUAGCUGUGAUAAAUUUGGUAGUUUUACAGACCCAAAAGAAUGUUGUUCAAAGUGUUACAGUGACUCUUGUAGUAACGGUACAAGUUAUUAUGAAGGUUGCGAACGAAAAUGUGGUAUUGCAAGUAACUUUCAGUGUACAGUGAAGUCUCCUGGCUGCUGGUGUCCUGAAGGAAAAGCUCUUAAUGACUUUAAUGAAUGUGUUCCAUUAAGUGAUUGUAACUGUAGAUCUGGAUCAAAAAUAUAUUUACCUGGUCAAGCUGUGGUCCGCAGUUCUUGUCAAACUUGUAUAUGUGCAAAUGGCGUUAUGAGAUGUUCUUCAAGGUGUGUUUCGUAAAUUGAAAGUUUUUUUCAUUAACGCACAAAACAAAAA
Messenger RNA from Hydra vulgaris (swiftwater hydra), 1588 nucleotides. RefSeq lists its product as uncharacterized. The record is from RefSeq and is a predicted model, not a curated record. Lineage: Eukaryota; Metazoa; Cnidaria; Hydrozoa; Anthoathecata; Hydridae.